CGCUUGGCAACGCAACGCUCAGUUGACGCGCGACCGUUCCGGGAGUAUGGGUGUGCUCGAGUUCGCACUAUGCGUUUUCCUGGUUGGCGUCGCGUCGCCUUGCAAGGUGGACGCGAGUGGCCCGAGGGAGAUAGCACUAAAGAACGAGAAAUAUUAUCAUACAGCGGGCUCGCUGACGAUCGAACAGAUCGCCACGUUGUCCGACCUCACGAAUAUCACGCACAUGAACGAGGUUCUGGACAACAUAUGCGUAGUCAGGAUCGUGGGGACUCCUGCGCAUGCGAGAGUCAGAGAGUACAUCAAGGGGUCAAUGAAUGCUCUUGGUUGGACGGUGGAAUCAGACUUAUUCGAAGCUAAUACUCCGAUGUUCGGCGAGCUGGAGUUUGAAAACAUUAUUGUCAAAUUAAAUCCUAAUGCAAAGAGAUAUCUGGCAUUGUCUUGUCACUUUGAUUCUAAGUAUACGAGGGAGAGGAACUUUGUUGGGGCGACAGAUAGCGCCGUACCAUGUGCUCAACUGAUUAAUUUAGCUACUGUCAUGAAUAAUUCUUUGGAGAAUAUUAAAGAGCAAGAUGUCAGUCUGAUGUUUAUUUUCUUUGACGGAGAAGAAGCAUUUAAAGAAUGGGGUCCGGAUGACUCUAUUUAUGGUUCCAAGCAUUUAGCCAGGCAAUGGCAUAACAAGAGGACUGUCUACGGCAGAGGAAAUCAUAUCAAUGAAUUAGAUAAAAUGGACAUGUUGAUCCUCCUUGACUUAAUCGGCGCGCCAGACCCGACUUUCUACAAUUAUUUUAAGAACACCGAAAAGUGGUAUUCUCUGUUGGUUAAUAUCGAGAAGAAAUUAGCUGAUUUGAAAAAAUUGGAAUCGUAUUCGUACGGCAAACCGGAACAGAGGUACUUUCAACCGUAUUCCUAUGAGGCACGUAUCGAAGACGAUCAUAUCCCUUUUCUCAGAAGAAAUGUACCUAUUCUACAUAUAAUACCGAGUCCGUUUCCGUCCUUUUGGCAUGAAGUAGGCGACAACCGGGCAAAUAUCGAUUUAAAAACCACCGAAAAUAUUAACAAGAUUCUCAGAAUAUUCGUGGCGUCUUAUUUACAUAUAUUGUCUAAUUGACGUAAGUUCAAGAGAAAAUCAUACGGAAACGACAUAGGACAGAUCCUAAUGCUUAAUUUAUAUAUUGCGGUUUAAGAACAAUAUCAAGAGAAAUUACUUAUGUGCACACACAGCAUUAAGCUCAUAAAACAUGACAUAUCUCUGUCGGAAUAAAUUAUUUGAAUUUUAGAUAACAAAAAUAUAGCUAAGAAAUUAGAACUAAAUCUCAAUUGAUCAAAAGCUAGUCUUUCAUUGUCGCACGGAAGAAAAAUUUGGUGGCAUUAACCAGAAAUAUAUAUGGAACAACAUAUGCAUUUUGGUCGAAAGAAUUAGAAUUUCUGGUUAUAUGAAUUUGACUUAUAAGAACCAGAAAUUCUGUUUCCUUCAAUCAAAAUGCGGUUGUUCCCUUUCUGAUUAAUGCAACCAGACUUUUUUUCUGCGCAUUUGUAUGUUUUUAAAUCUUUUGAAGUAUCUGUUUUGCUACCUGUUUACCUGAUAAAAACGUGAUAUAUUAUAUGCGUAAUUUUAUAACGUAAUAUAUUAUAAUGUGUAAUUUUAUAAUGCGUGAGAAUUAUUUUAUUAAGUCCGAUUGUUUAUAUAAUAUAAAUAAGUCAAUUCUAUAGUUAUAUAAAUAGUUAUAUUUGGGACUGACCGUAUUGAAAAAAACCGCAAUAUCAAAAAAUUACUGGUAUAUUAUUGGAAAACUAUUGUUCUUCAAUAGUAUACCAGUAGUUUUUUCGUAUUGUAGUUUUUGUCCGUACGAAUGUAUACAUUCCUUAUCUGAGCAGUUUUGAAUACAUUAUAGCAACUUCACGUCUUA
Messenger RNA from Dinoponera quadriceps, 1907 nucleotides. Its product is annotated as glutaminyl-peptide cyclotransferase-like. The record is from RefSeq and is a predicted model, not a curated record. Bases 47 to 1108 code for a protein of 353 amino acids. The transcript is spliced from 6 exons. Lineage: Eukaryota; Metazoa; Arthropoda; Insecta; Hymenoptera; Formicidae. Gene Ontology annotation, molecular function: glutaminyl-peptide cyclotransferase activity; zinc ion binding.